Molecule: messenger RNA, 951 nt
Organism: Didymosphaeria variabile
Lineage: Eukaryota; Fungi; Ascomycota; Dothideomycetes; Pleosporales; Didymosphaeriaceae
Exons: 2
Coding region: 1-951 (316 amino acids)
Source: RefSeq, a predicted model, not a curated record
AUGGAUGCCGAUGCCAACCGAUCGCAAUCGUCUUUGGAAUCGAUGAUCGAAAGACUGCUCCAAGACAACCAGCGACUAGGCAAGCGACUGCGCAAUCUUGAAGACACAUUCGAUGCCAUGAGUAUUGUAACAAGGGACAUGGACAAUAGCAGCCUCGCACCCGAAGCAGACAACGCAACGAUAACUUCGUCGCGACCUUCCGCAAGUAAUCGUGUCUCGAUUCUCGAAGCGGUCAAAGUACGCUUCGCAUUUGACGAGGAUUUGCAAUCAUCACGCGUGUAUCGCACGAUGCAGAACAGGAAUUGCGACCAUUCUAUGGUCAGUUCUGUGAUCCGCACGCAGACUUGGUCAAUAUUUUCGGGUCUAUCGCUUGCAGAUAUCUCAGUCAUAUCCGUUAUUGCUCUACCGCUAUAUCCUGAGGAUGUCCGAGGCCACUCGGAAUAUUACCAAUUCGGCCAAACAGAGUCUGCUGAGAUCACAGCAACUUGGACACAUGCUCAGGUCAUCGUGGAGGCAGGCACUUCUGGUGAAAACAAGAAGACUCUCCCUGGACAUAAGGAGUCAAGCUCGAUGGUAUCAACUCCUACCAGUUUGUAUCCUUUAGUACUUCCAGAGAUUCCUAUGACUGUUCUCGAACUGGAUCCGCCAUUCGAGCUAGAGAACGAGGAGCAAGGCUCCACCCCAGUGAAGUCACCCGGCGUACAUGAUAAAACUCUGCAACGCUUGGAAGGACCUCCCAAUCAUUCGCUAGGCAUCCCCGAGGAGGAUGCAUCAUCGAGCAAGGCUACGGGAACAGAAGCUGGUUUGUCUGGAGAAUCCCUCUCACCAUCUGGCGAUGCACGUGACGCGUUGCUUGACGACGGCUACGAAUCGCUUCCCGAUGGAGAUUAUUACUGCAAAGGUUGCGGGGAAAUCCUCGAAGAGGGUAAAGCUUACGAGUUAGGUGAGUAA